AAAAUGGUCUAGACACGCCGUGGAACAAACCUAUUGGUUCUUAGUGUGAUGGCAGGAACUAAACUGUAAUCCCAAAUUAGUUGGUAAAGCAAGGAGAGGGUCUUACUAGUGGUGCCUUCACUUGCUGUCAGACAUUAUCAGAGUGUGUAAAUGUAGCAGGACGUUAAAUAUUCGCAGCUCAUGGAUUAGACUCGGUUGAUUUAUUGUAUUACAUCUAUCAGGUUACUGGUGUUAAACUAAGAACACAUUUAUUUAGACGACUCUGCACGACCUAAAAUAGCAGCUGUGCAGUGUGACUGCUCGAUAUGUUCAAGUUCAACAGCCAAGGAUGCCAUCUUUCCCUGUGUUUUGCACUGCAGGGUGUGGAGCUCAGAAAUAUUUUGCUAUUAAAUUUGAUGUAUUUAACUUCAGUCUACCACUAUUAGGUUGUCAAUGCCAGUGGCUACUUCUUACCUAUAACCUAUGCUUGUAUUGAACAACUGAGGGCUUGCAAUACCUGUGUUUCAAGUAAUGAAACUGGUCCUCUUAGCAAACAUUAAGUCUAUGUUCAGUGCUUCAGUUCAUGCCACACAUUUGCAGCAUUUCGUCCAGUUUGUCUUUUGUUACAUCCCUCCCCUUUGCACUUUCUCCAGAAACUUUCACCCAAAACUGAACGUUUUUAACUGUCUGACGUCAGCUUAAAACAAUACACGAUGCGUUUCUUUGUGUAGGUACGCGUGUAGUCCUCUUCGCCGCGGUGUCGUAACGCAACAUAUCUGCGCAAAAUCUGCAAACUCCGGGGCUGUUGAUAUAACAGUUUCGACAUGACGAAGCGUGCCUGAACGCAUCACAGUAGCCUGCGGGCCGAUGAUGUCAGUUCACGGGCUGUAGGAGUUUCUGCAUCUCCGUGUGCGCCGACUCUUAGGAGGCCUACUGCUGGCCGUCAGCGGGCCGGGCAGGCAGGGGAGGAGAGGAGAGGAGGAGAGGAGAGGAGGGGAGGAAAAGUGUGUUUACACAGACGGCAAACUGCCUGGGGAAUCGUAGGGGAGAGGAAGUCAGCCGGCUCUGUGUCUGCCUGCUCCAACUUCCUGCUCAGAAAAAGAAAAAGCCCAGGAUCCUAUUUCAGUCCGGCACAACCGUGUAGACCAGAAGUAAGCAUGGAAAAACAAGGAAUCACACAAGCAGCACCGUAAAGUUUCGCGGAGGGAAAAGACCGAGUCGCAGAUCGCAGGUAUGGACAGUGCCAUCACCCUGUGGCAGUUCCUACUGCAGCUGCUGCUGGACCAGAGCCACAAGCACCUGAUAUGCUGGACGUCCACCGACGGCGAGUUUAAGCUCCUGAAGUCGGAGGAAGUGGCCAAGCUGUGGGGGCUGCGCAAGAACAAGACCAACAUGAACUACGACAAGCUGAGCCGAGCCCUGCGCUACUACUACGACAAGAACAUCAUCAAGAAGGUGAUCGGUCAGAAGUUUGUCUAUAAGUUUGUGUCCUUCCCCGAGAUCCUCAAGAUGGACCCACAGGCGGUGGAGAUGGGCCUGGCCUCCGGGCGGUUCCCCCUCCAGGAGGGAGAGGCCCAUGAGCUGGACGUGGAGGAGGAGGAGGAGGAGGAAGGCGAGGAGGAGGCCCAGAGGAGGACCCUGGCAGCCCUGGGGGCGCAGCAGUGUCGGAACGACUACCUCCGCUCGGGUCUCUACUCGUCCUUCAGCAUCAGCUCCCUGCAGAACCCGCCGGAGCUCCUCCGGGCCUUGCGGGAGCGCCAGGAGGAGCCGCGCUCCGUCAUCCGCUUCGGCACCAACGAGAGGAGCUCCCCUCCCUCCAUCAAACCCGAGCCCUACGUCUCCCCGAGGUCGUCCAGGCUCCCCUCCCACUCCCACUCCCACUCCCCGUCCUCCCCGCACAACCAGCCGGGCCGAAGCUGGAGCCCCGACGCCGAGGAGGUGGAGGACGAGGAGGAGGAGGAGGAGGAGUCCGACCAGAGCGCCCAGCCCCUCAACCUGUCCUCCGGCCACAGGGAGCGAGCCCUGCAACCGCCUGAAAAGAGGAGCAGCGGCGGCAGAAGUAGUUACACUAACAGUAGUGGUAACCAAGGAGAUGGACUCCCACCAAAAAGCAAAAAGCCCAAAGCUCUGGAGAUCUCCGCCCCGUCCCUGCUGCUGGCGGGGAGCGACAUCGGCUCCAUCGCCCUCAACAGCCCGGCGCUGCCCUCCGGCUCCCUCACUCCCGCCUUCUUCACUGCACAGACUCCCUCGGGUUUGCUGCUGGCCCACAGUCCGCUGUUGUCAGGCAUCCACUUCUGGAGCAGCCUCAGCCCCGUGGCUCCGCUCAGCCCCGCCCGGCUGCAGGGCCACAGCUCCCUGUUCCAGUUCCCCAGCCUAAUCAACGGACACAUGCCUGUCCCCCUGCCAAACCUGGAAGGAACACCCUCCUCCCUGCUCCUGUCCCCCACCACCCACAAAUCCUGAUCCAGAAAAAAAAAAAAACGUCCCAGUUUCUCAAUCAUCACCAUUAUCAUCAUCAUCAUCAGCAGCAGCAGCAGCAGCAGACAUCUCUUUUUCAUCCUGUCAGAUUCAGAAAAAAAAAAAAAAAAAAGUCCUACGAGACAGUAUGUGACCUCACUUUUUUUUUGCACUUGAGUUGCUUCAGAUUCUAGUGGUUGAAAGCACUUGGUAAAAGCCAUACGCCGCGGCGUCUGAGAGACGUCUGGCUCUUUGUGACAAAGUACAGCACAUUUCCACAUGACCCUGUCCCCCCGCGGACAGAAGUGACGCGUCGCUAGCUGCAAAACGCUAGCCAGCAGCUCAUUCUGCGCAGAGCCUCUUUGUUUUUAAUCUUGUAAAAAUAAAUGUUUGUUUUUUUUUUUCUCCCCUUCAAUGUUAAUCACGAUGUGAAACCCGUCGUUUCGUCUUCGUGGUGUUGUAUGUAAUGUAUGCACUAUGCUUCUCAGAUAGUACCGGCUGUGCCUUGUUGUCUUAUUUUUUUUCGCCUUACUUUAAAAAUCUUUUGAUGAAGACGAGAUUUCAAAUCAAUGAAAACUUUUGUAACAAUUGUAAUGUUCUCUUUUUUUUUUUUAUACUGGACUUGGUAUACAGUAUGUAUUCUGUAUAUUUUUUUUGUAUUGUGAAGAAUGACUUGUCAUUUUCAAUAAACAGAGCAUUGAAUGCUU
This is a messenger RNA of Mugil cephalus (flathead mullet), 3143 nucleotides long. Its product is annotated as ETS domain-containing protein Elk-3-like. NCBI's taxonomy places the organism in Eukaryota, Metazoa, Chordata, Actinopteri, Mugiliformes, Mugilidae. Gene Ontology annotation, biological process: cell differentiation; regulation of transcription by RNA polymerase II. Gene Ontology annotation, cellular component: nucleus. Gene Ontology annotation, molecular function: sequence-specific DNA binding; DNA-binding transcription factor activity, RNA polymerase II-specific. The coding region runs from base 1213 to 2442 and encodes 409 amino acids. The record is from RefSeq and is a predicted model, not a curated record. The transcript has 5 exons.